AGAUAUACUUGAAGCGGCUGAUUUAUAUAACAGGGGCUUUUACAAGUUUCAGUAUUAGCACAAAUUUGUAUGUUUCUUUUUCCUUUUAAAGUAAAACACCCUUGUUCGUGAACAUAUACUUGACAAUGUCAAAGAAACCUACAAAAUACUAUGUGGUGGAUGCAUUCACUGAGACAGCAUUCAAAGGGAAUCCAGCAGCAGUAUGUUUAUUAGAAGAAGAUAAAGAUGAUGAAUGGUUGCAAGCAUUAGCUUCUGAGUUCAAUAUGCCUAUGACUUGUUAUUUAAUUCCUAUUCAUGGAACCUCUAAAUCUAAUUCCCGUUUUGGUAUCAGAUGGUUUACUUCUAAUGUUGAGGUUGAUCUUUGUGGCCAUGCCACAAUAGCAGCUUCACAUGCACUCUUUUCAUCUGGGUUGGUGGACAAGAAUGCUACAAUUGAAUUUGUGACACAGUACUCUGGAAGUUUAACCGCCAAAAAGAUCUCAGUCACCAAUGGCACUCUUACUAACUUGACCAGUUUGCAAAACGAUGAAGCAAAGGAUACAUUCUAUAUAGAAUUGGAUUUUCCAGUGGACCCUAUUACUGAACUCAAUUUUGAUGAUACUUCACUCAUUUCUGAAGCAUUGGGUGGUGCUUCUAUAAUUGAUAUAAAGAGGACACUGAUUCAAGAUAACAUACUUGUUGUGGUCACAUCUGGAAAGAAUGUCAAAGCAAUACAUCCACAAUUUGAUGCAAUUUGCAGAAUACCCAGAAGGGGAGUAAGUGUAUCAGGGAUUGCGCCUUCUGAGUCAGGAUUUGAUUUCUACAGUCGAUUCUUUGCCCCAAAAAUUGGAGUCAAUGAGGAUCUUGUCUGUGGUAGUGUCCAUUGUGGUUUGGCAUCCUAUUGGAGCAAGAAGCUUGGAAAAUGUGAUUUAAAGGCUUAUCAGACAUCAACUAGAGGAGGAGCUAUCGAUAUCCAUCUUGAUGAGCAAAAACAAAGAGUGUUUUUGCGUGGGAAGGCUAUUAUAGUGAUGGAAGGGUGUGUUCUGGUCUAGGCUUGUUCCUAGCAUUGCAGUGAAGUUAAUUGUGGUAUCUCCCUUCACUUGCAAACAUAUAUGUAUGUAAUAAAUAUUUGAAAUGAAAUUUUUUGUAAUUGUUAAGUUGUACUGUGUUAUUUAGUCGAACAACUUGAAUACUUUCGUUGUACUAUGUUUUUCAGUGGAAUAACUUGAAGCAUUUGGGGUGCAUUUGAUUUGUAGAAAAAUAAGGUAUUAGACAAAACAACUUAUGUUGUACUAUGUUUUUCAGUGGAAGACCUUGAAAGUCUUUUGUUGUG
Messenger RNA from Medicago truncatula (barrel medic), 1312 nucleotides. RefSeq lists its product as uncharacterized. Gene Ontology annotation, molecular function: isomerase activity. The transcript has 6 exons. Bases 126 to 1031 code for a protein of 301 amino acids. Gene Ontology annotation, cellular component: cytoplasm. Gene Ontology annotation, biological process: biosynthetic process. The record is from RefSeq and is a predicted model, not a curated record. Lineage: Eukaryota; Viridiplantae; Streptophyta; Magnoliopsida; Fabales; Fabaceae.